AUGGUGAAUGAAGAUGACAGUCUUCGGGUAGUUAGUUCUUCUGAUACUACGGAUCAGUUACAGCUGGUACCUGGUCUUUCUAUGGGACAGAGCACUGUCCGCACUGGUGAGGAUGAGGAUGAACGAAUAGUUACAGGGCGCAGGCGCCACGAAUUGCAAGAGUCCGAAACUGAUAUCGAAGAAGAAGAAGAAGAACUACGAAGGAAGUCGAGACGAAUAAGUCGGACGUCCAUCGUAAGUAUUGAUGAUGCAGACAUACUUUCAGAAACACAACAUGUCACUGAAAUAGGCGACACUACAGAGCAGAGCAAUCUCGCCACCGCACCGCCCCAAGAGGUAUCUGAUAAUGAAGAGCCUGCAAUCAUUUCUACUGCAGAUUAUGGAGUGGCGUACCAAAAUGUGCAAGACCAAUCAGCAGAAGCACAAGACCAAGAAGAAGAAGAAGAAGAAGAAGAACUGCACGAGGCCGUUGGAGAAGGCGAUGACGAUGACAUCAAAGUACUCACGGAAGAGGAACAGAUUAAAGCACAGCAGGUUAUUGAGAUAGAUGAUGAAGACGAGACUGAAGGCCACAAGUCUGGUAAGGAUAUGUCAGAGACACCCUUAGAGACGAAAAAAGCGGCUGAUUACGUCUGUCCCAUUUGCAUGGAACCUCCAGAAGCGGCUUUAGUAACCAAGUGCGGACAUGUUUUUUGCACUACAUGUCUGUACGGUAUGGUGAAUAGUUCCAAAGGUAACGGUAGACGGAACGGUUUAUGUGCCUUGUGCAGAGAAAACGUCAAACUCCAAGAUCUUAGAUUAAUCGUCAUGAGGAAAAACCGGAUCCGAAAACCAAACUAA
Kluyveromyces lactis is the source of this 840-nucleotide messenger RNA. It is a transcript of the gene SLX8, whose product is annotated as SUMO-targeted ubiquitin ligase complex subunit SLX8. Bases 1 to 840 code for a protein of 279 amino acids. The record is from RefSeq and is a predicted model, not a curated record. NCBI's taxonomy places the organism in Eukaryota, Fungi, Ascomycota, Saccharomycetes, Saccharomycetales, Saccharomycetaceae. The transcript has a single exon.